AUAAUGGUGUUGACAAUAACCGUGAUAUUAAUAACCAUGAUUACUGAUAUUAUGUUAAUACUAAUAACAAUUUAGUGCCAUAAUUUGGUUGGUACUUCAACAUGGAAAGAGGAGGAAAUGCACUUAUGUUGCCUCAGGUAUCACAGUGGAAACCAGCUCUCUCUCUUUCUACCACAUGUUUUAUAAAUGUGAUUCACAUGGUAAAAAGCUAUUCUUUCUUUUUAUUGUCCUUGCGGAAAAUUUUGUAAUCUUCUUGUAUCUUUUGCACCUUUCAGUCUUCAACAAUAACAGCGAAGCACAUGGCAUUACAUUAACAACACAUAACAAAUACUCCCAACAUUAAACACCAGACCUCCCAUUUCCAAUAGCAAAAUCACAAGGAAUACAGAGACACCUGUGGUAUCACAGGGAUUUAUUUAACAAAGCUAUUUUGGAGAAUAUAAAUUAUAUAUGAAUUUUUGAUUUUGAUCAUGUUGUGAAAUCUAAUUUUGUGACAAAUUCACCUCACUGACCAAUGACUAAUUGCUUUGAUAAAGCAAAUCUAUCUGAACAUCAAUACCUUAUUGUAUUGUAAGGUAAGUAAGGUUAUGCUUUAAAGUAAAUACCCUAUUCAAGUUACAUGUAUAUCCACCAAACUUCAUCUCUUUUGCAGAAUAUCUGAAUUUCAUCAAACUAACAGAGAUAAUCUCUGAGUAUGUAAAGUACAUGAGGUUUAUACAAACUUCAAGGCAUUUGAACAUUUUUAAACUUACAUGCAAAGCCUUCUUAAAACAAAAGGCAAUCUUGAUAACAUCUUGACAACAUCAAACAUUACAUUUAGUCAUUUAAAAACUCACUUAAAAAGUUGCAAUACUCAUGAAGAUACAUGUCAUCUACAUAAAAAAAUAUAUUUUCAAAAACAUCUCCUAACGUAAACUUAAAGUAAUGAUUUAAAAAUGAAACUGCCGAGUAUAAUUUUUCAGGAAGUGAUCUGACUUCAAUCCAUGCAAAGAUACAGUAAUUUUAGAUUUUAUGUUUCAAAAAUAAUUUCAGAUAUGGAAAAAAUAAUUUCAGAUAUGCAUAAAAUAAUCUGCUAAAUGCAUAAAUGUAAGUGCAAAGAGGAGUAGUGUGAUGCCAUCAUCCCAGUCCCUCUCAAACUCUUUGCAGUAGGUCUUCAUCAUUGUCUUGAGAGUUUUAUUUAAUCUCUCAAAUGCACAUUGACUCUCUGGAUGAUAGGCAGAUGAGAUAUUGUGCUGAAUAAAUAACAGCUUUAACACCAGGGAGAAAAUGUGUGACAUAAAAUUAGUGCCUUAAUCAGACCGAACAACUCAUGGUAGCCCAAACACUGUGAAAAACUUAAUAAGGGCUUUAGAAAUAGCAGGAACUGUGACCUUAUGCAAUAGAAUGGCUUCAGGAAGCUGUGUUGCUGCACACAUGACUGUGAGAAGAUAUUGGAUACCUGACUUGGCACGUGGGAGAGGUCCAACACAGUCAAUUAAAACAUGUUGAAAUGGCUCACCAAUGGCAGGAAUAAUAGUGGGGCUGCAAGAAUAGGCUGGUUAGGUUUACCUGUAAUCUCUCAAACAUGACACGAUCUACAAUACUGAGCCACAUCUGACCUCACCUCAGGCCCAAAAAAUUCUUAACACACAAUGCAAAGUUUUCCUGAUACCCACAUGGCCAGACAGACAAAAAUCAUGAGCAAGAUACAAUAUGUCAGACCGAUAAACUUCUGGAACCAACACCUGAAACACGCUACUCCAGUCAUCCACACUUAAAAUUUUUGGAUCUGUCCAUUUCUCAUCAGAACACCAUCACUAACAAAAUAACCAAAAGCUUCAUUUGAUAAAGCUUCAUCUGACAAUACAUCUUCAAACAUUGAUGACAAAGUAGAGUCUUAUUUUUGCUUAAGUAUGAACCGCUCACGAGAUGAAAACAUCUUUCCAAACCCUGUCAAGUUCAUGUCAUCUUGGGCCAUAAAAGUACCAUAAAGUGGAAUAACAGAUGGAUUGUUGGAAGGCCUAUAUUCGACAUGGCAUGAGUAUUUGCACAAACAGGAAACAGGAACGUCAAUUCAAGAUCAUCUGGAUUAUUUGACUUUUAGACAGUACAUGUUACUUCCGGGACAGCUAGCAUUUUCCCACCAUCUAAAUAAUUCCCUAAAAUAAAGGACACACCAUCUAUAGGAAUCUGGGAACAAAGUGCAACAACAACAUCCCAGAUACUAAAUACAAUUGUAGAUCAAUUUUAUGCAAAGCCAUAGACAAAAAUCCCUCACCGAAACCCUUGACAAGUACGUCUGAACCUUGAGGUGAUGUAUCAUUAAAAGGAAAGACAUCACAAAGAACCACAGAUUGACGAGCUCCAGUAUCUCUCCAGAUCUUGAUAGUUUGUCUUUGUUCCGGGCCAGAAGAUAGACACACAAAACCAUUCAUCAAAAUUGAUGAUGAGCAAGCUAACUCACCUUUCUUGCAUGGAACAUUAGCACCAGAGGAUGCCAGAGGAAGGCUUGGCACAGCUAUAGUUUCUUGCUUAGAACAGGACAGUCUGCAAUAAGAUGACCUGGUCUCUUUCAAUAAAAACAAACCCUUCUGGAACCAAACAAUCAUUACUCAUCUUCUUGGCAGGUGAUGAGGCAAACCGCACAGACUUUACAAAUCGAGACCUAGUGUGCUUACUGUGGCCCUGAAACUCAGCCUGUUUGUCACCAAAAUUUGCCUUAUGGGUCCAAACAAACUAAUCUGCCUAGAUUGUAGCUUGUUCUAAAGUCACUACCUUCUGCUCAUUCAAAUAAACAGAUUCAACCUCAGGCAGACAGCUUUUAAAUUAUUCACGGAACGUGAGUCGUCUAAGAUGUUCCUUACUUUCCACGUUCUGAGAUGUACACCACUGAUCAAACAGAUUCUCCUUCUGUUUUGCAAACUCAACAUAAGUGUGGUAAACAACUCAGGUACAACUACAGCAGAGCUGGCGGUAAGCUUCAGGAACAUAUGUCUUCAACAUAGCUGCUUUAACCUCAUCAUAAUUAGCACUCUUCUCAAGACUUAGAGCAGAAUAAGCUUCCUAAGCUUUACCCACCAAGACACUUUGUAAAAGCAAAGUCCACACUGUUUAGGGCACUUUGAUGUGUUUGCCACAUGCUCAACAUCAACACCACAGGGUUUUCUCCCGGUGGGACAUGCCCGGAACACCUUCCCGGGAAGGCGUCCGGAAAAGAUGCCCGAGCCACCUCAGCUGGCCCCUCUCGAUGUGGAGGAGCAGCGGAUCUACUCUGAGCUCCUCCCGAGUGACCGAGCUUCUCACCCUAUCGCUAAGGGAUCGCCCGGCCACCCUGCGGAGAAAGCUAAUUUCGGCCGCCUGUAUCCGGGAUCUUGUCCUUUCGGUCAUAACCCACAGCUCAUGACCAUAGGUGAGAGUAGGAAUGUAGAUUGACCGGUAAAUCGAGAGCUUUGUCUUGCGGCUCAGCUCCUUCUUCACCACGACAGACCGGUACAGCGACUGCAUUACUGCAGAAGCUGCACCGAUCCGUCUGUCAAUCUCCCGUUCCAUCCUUCCCUCACUCGUGAACAAGACCCCCAGAUACUUGAACUCCUCCACCUCAGGCAGGAAUUCUCCACCUACCUGAAGUGAGCAAGCCACCCUUUUCCGACUGAGAACCAUGGCAUCAGAUUUGGAGGUGCUGAUUCUCAUCCCAGCCGCUUCAUACUCGGCUGCAAACCGUCCCAGUGCAUGCUGGAGGUCCUGGUCUGAUGGGGCCAGCACGAUGACAUCAUCCCCAAACCCGACGCCCUCCGGCCCCUAGAAAUUGUGCCUAGAAAUUCUGUCCAUAAGAAUUAUGAACAGAACCGGCGACAAAGGGCAGCCCUGCCGGAGUCCAAUAUGGACCGGGAACAAGUCUUACUGCCGGCAAUGCGAACCAAGCUCCUGCUCCGGUCGUGCAGGGACCGGAUAGCCCUUAGCAAAGGGUCCCGAAUCCCAUACUCCCGGAGCACCCUCCACAAGAUGCCAGUACCCUGGCAUAGACUUUCCUGGGGAGGCUGAGAAGUGUGAUCCCCGAUAGUUGGAGCACACCCUCCGGUCCCCCUUCUUAAAAAGAGGGACCACAACCCCGGUCUGCCAGUCCAAGGGCACUGUCCCCAACCGCCACGCGAUGCUGCAGAGGCGUGUCAGCCAAGACAGCCCCACAACAUCCAGAGACUUUCCGGUACUCAAACCCCUCCACCACGGUAAGGUGGCAGUUCAAGGAGAGGCCUACUUUCUAAUCCAACUUGUCAGUAAUCACAAUUAUCUAAAGACAAAUACUGGGCAUUAGUCUACACUGAAUUCCACAAAGAACUUACACACACAAGCUGCUAACACACUUAAUUUAGGAUCAUGAACCAAAUAAACCAAAAGUGCCUCAAAAUGUUUAACUCACAUAACUUACAUAUUCCCUUUUCCGUCCUAUACAAAAAAAACUAAGUAAGAUGAGCAUGGUUGCUGAGCCCAAACAUAAUACAAAACACAUGAGACACCUGGAAACCUGCCUAUUAUUUUCAAACUCCUAUCUAUCUUCUGAGGUGUGCCGGGCACGAGGCGACUUUAAAAGCUAAAUCUCAGCUAGUGUAUGUCAUGAUUCUGCCUCUUCAUGUCAUGUCUAUCUUUAUAUUGUGGCAUAUUCAUGGCAGAGACUUAGGUUUUGUGUGGAGAAAAACAUACUAUUGUCGAUCAUGACAUAAUAUGCUUUCUCUACGGUCUCGUCUUUGGCCCUGGCCCUCUCAUUCCUUGUUUAGUUUUCCACCUGUGUCAUAUUACCCACACCUGCCUAUUGUUAUCUUCCUUGGUUAGUAUCCAUAUUUAAUGCCCUUGUGUCUGCUGUCCUGUGCUCGUCCCUUUUGCAAUGUUAACCUUGCUUGAUUUCCUUGCCUUGACUUGACUUGCCCUGUCCUGCCCUUGCAUGCCCUAACCAUGUUUGUUUUAUGUUGUGUCGUUGUUGUGCAUUUAGUUUCUUUUGCCCCCUCGUGGAAAUGUUUUGUUUUCAAGUUUUUAUAUUAGUUGCAUUCUUGUUUACUUACCGUGUUUCCCCAUCGUGGGCUUUUAUUUUGUGCUUAAUAAACUAUCGUUUCUCAUUAACCCAGUUCACCGCUGCCUGUACUUGGGUGUUACUCUCAUACAUCCUGACACUUUAGACCAGGGCUUCUCAAAGUCUACUUUCAAAGGUCCAAAUCUGAAUUCACGAGAAUGUUCAAGGUCCGGACAAUUGGUUGUUUCAAAAUUAGUUUUUAAUACACAUCCUUAUAACUUUAAUAUUUUCUGUUCACCCACAACACCCGUUGGUGAGUAAGCAUCCUGAAUGCAUCUAUUUCUCAAGAUCCUUGUACAUUGAAGUAUGUUUGUCCACCACUGAUUCUGCUCUCAUUUUGACAACCCUCAUCGACUCUGGGUCAGUCCGCAAUUUCAUCACCGGCGCCCUCUGCUACCAGCUCAAUCUCAAAAAGGGAAGCCUCCCCAUCAAUAAUAAAGUCCAGUGCAUCCUCCGAAGACCACUUGGUAAACUGAGUUUUCAAGUGGGGCGGGAGCAGCUGCAAGUGGGUGUAUGCCACAAGGAGGAUAUACAGUUGAAAGAAAAAUCCUGGAGCAGGCCACUACAGAGAUCAUCCUGGGUCACCUGUGGCUCAUUAAGCACCAGCCAUAAAUCCACUGGAGGACUGGGGAGACCCUAUGAUUGUUUCCUAACCCUGGCUUCUCUUCAACCUGCUUCACACUGUGCAGUUGAAGUCGGCACCACGACCAUCAAAAGUCCCCAUGAGAAACUCUCUGUUAAGAUCCCUGAGUGUUACCAUCAGUUCAGAGACGUUUUCUGCCCCCCCAGGCACCCCAUCUACCACCUCAUCGACCAUAGGACUGUUUCAUCGAAUUGAAGAAGGGUGAGCCAGUGCCCCAUUGGAAAAUAUCCACUUUCCAUUCCCAAGCAGAAGGACAUGGAGCAGUACAUCUCCGAAGGCCUGAAGCAAGUUAACAUCAUUCCUUCUCCAUCUUCUGCAUCCUCAAGCUUCUUCUUCGGGUUUUUAUGGCCAUGCAUUGACUUAAGGGCAUUGAAAAUAUAAUCUGCUGCGAAUCCAAAGGGGCGAUGAGUGGAAGACGGCAUUUGUAACUCCCAACGGCCGUUAUGAAUACUUAGUAAUGCCAUAUGGACUUGUGAACGCUCCCUCUGUCUUCCAGCCAUUAAUCUUGGAGAUGAGCGCCUCACCUACCGGGGAAGGAGCGGUGCUAUCACAGUGGUAGGGGAAUCCUCAAACACUCCAUCCAUGGGCCUUCUACUCCCACAAGCUCAACUCGGCGGAGAGAAAUUACAGUAUUGGGGACAGGGAGUUGUUAGCAAUCAAACUCGCAUUGGAAGAGUGGAGGCAUUUUCUGGAAGGAGCUCAUAUACACCAAUUAUAAAAAUCUCAAAUAUCUCCAUGAAGCCAAACACCUGAAACCCACCAAGCCUGUUGGGCUAUGUUUUUCUCCAGAUUCCCCUUCCAGAUCUCAUAUCAUCCAGGUUCCAAGAACUCCAAUACAGAUGUCCUGUCUCGUAUGUUUUUCCCAAAGAAGACCACUCUUUCAAGCCUACACACUGUUACGGAACCACCAGGCCAUCACACCACUCCUUCACUACGCUCCCCGUCACUAGAAUUCUGAUCGCCGCCACCUGCACCUCAUCACCACCUCAUCAGCACCACUAUACAACACUCCCUAUUUCCCUCAGUCAGCGUCAGGAUUCGGUUGUGAUACGGACACUCUGUUUUACUCACCUGAGCUACUUACCUGCUAUCCCACAUUGAAGUCUCCAAGUCUGUUCCUGUUCAUCUCAAGAAUCUUAAUAAUACAAUUCAUGUUAGAGAGGGGUAAGUUUUGCCUGUUGUUGAUAAUUACCAGCUGUGAAGUACUGUAGCCUAUCACAACACGCUCAAGCAGUCACGUCAGAGGAAAGUAAACGAACAGUGUCCCAAUGUGAAGUGAGUCAGGGUCCAAACCAGUGCCCAAACCCUUGUGCACGAUAUACUGAUUCAUGAUCUUGGGAGAUAGGGACCUGAUUGAGACACAGCCAAUGUAUUUUGACUAAUGUAAUUGUACAAUCACUCUCCACACCAGAGAGAGCCCAUCAUUCGUAUUUUGGCAGUGGACCGGUCUCCACCAAUGCGUUACAUCAGCAUCAGCAAGGGAGGAACACUUGCAGUGUGGAAUAGUACUCUUAACAUCACAAAGCAACUGAGGAUGUGCGGGGAACCCUUUGAUAAAACAGAAUUGGGAAGGAGGUGUUGUAUCACAGAUGGCAUCUACAUGGCCAACGUCCACAAGAUCGCUGUGGCAACAAUGAGCAGGGGCAUUCACUUCUUUGACGUUGCCACCACAAACUGUUUCGAGCAGUUUUAUUUAUUUGGACUGAAUCAUUUCGCCACUGCUCUGAGUUAUUGGUAUGACAAAGAGGAUCCAGGAGAGAAGUGUGUGCUGAUGUGGGGAGAUGAGAGUGGCUCUGUAAAUUUGUUGUGGUUUCUUCAGCCUUCAAAAGGGCUCUUUGAGACAAAAUUCACCAAGCAAACAGCCUCUGUCCCUAUUUUUAUGCCAGACAUAUGUACCCACAGUGAACUUGUCACCUUUCAAAACAUCCCACACAUCCACAGUCAACCGAUCAACAGUAUCCUGUAUGAGCACCAUGGUGAGCUUAUUAUUACAUCAUCUGAAAGCACAAGCAGCUCUGUGGUAAUCAUUGAUGUCCAUCAGAAGAGACAGAAAUACACUUGGAGAAUUAGAAAGGGAGUCAAAUGUUUUGACUUCAGCUCUUCUCACAGCCUCCUGGUAACUGCUGGAGUGGACCCUGCUGUGAGAAUGUGGAACCGCUAUGUGACCUCUCAACCCAUUGCGGUUCUGCGGAGUCACAAGACCAAUGUGGUGGAUGUGGCUAUUCACCAAGCAAUGAGCAAGAUCUUCAGCUACGCUAAGGAUUCUGUGGUGAACAUAUGGGAUAUACCUUCUCAACAAUGCGUUAAGACAAUUGACCUGAAAUUCCCUCAUUUACAAGCAGGCCGUGUUCUUGAACAUGGCCCCUUUCCUCUUCUUCUCAGUCUGACGGCAGAUCCUGCUCUCCUGGUGACCUGCAGGGAGUAUAUUGCUAUGCUGAGACUCCACAAAACAGAGUCCAGCAGACAACACUACACAUGUGCCCUUUACAGUCCUCACCUUGAACAGGUAAUAACAGCCUGUGCUGACUCUUCAUUGGCUGUGUGGGAUGUUCAGACAGGCCUGAAGAAGAUGGAAAUAAGGAAUGCUCAUAGUAUGGAGAAGAUUUCUUGUAUUACACUGGACCGAAGCCAACACAGGCUGAUCUCUGCAGCCACCAAUGGAACUAUCAAGGUGUGGAACGCGUUGAAUGGGCACAAUCUUCACAAGCUAGAAGCUGUCUCGGAAACAGAGGUCACUGGGAUCAUCUGUCACCAUGACAACCAGCUUAUAGCCACAGGAUGGAGUCGACUCAUCGCUCAAUAUAACAUUGGAUUUUCAAAUGACACAUAUGUCAAAGCAGAUCUGUCCUUGGAGCCUGGUUGUCAACACAGUGAGGAUAUCAUAGCAAUGGAUCACUGUCCAAGUUUGGGAAUUCUAGCUACUGGGAGCUUUGAUGGAGAAAUUAUUAUGUGGAAUAUGGGUCUCCAAAGGUCCAUCACAAGACUGCAGAGAUCCCCACCGGAUAAAAUGGGAGGCAAACAAAGGUUAUAUCCGCCUGUUCAUAGGCUGCUGUUCCUGCAAAGACGAGCACAGAAAAAUGUUUUGAAAAACAGUGCUGUAUUGCUCAGCUCACAGGCCGGAUCUGUCUGCUGGUGGAGCAUAUAUGGACCCAAGCACAAGCAUGGGCAGUUCUAUGUGCCUGGUGAAUCUAAUAAGAGUGUAACGGGUUUAAGUUCAGACCAGGAAAAUGGUCUUCUUGUCACUGGAGACACCACUGGAUCCAUAAAAGUGUGGGACAUCUCACAAUAUGCCUUAUCGGCUGGAGAUGAAUCUUCAACAGAAUUACCUCCACUGUUACACUCUUGGAGGGGCCAUGAGGGGGCUUUAGAGAGCAGUGAGAUUCUGGCGUACGGCUCUCGACUCUUUGUGCUAACCGUAUCAUCUGACUGCAGGGCCUGUCUGUGGACCAUCGAUGGAGGUUAUGUAGGGUGUUUUGGACAGGAAGAGAAGUGGGAUAUAAGCAACCCGGACACUUAUCAAAUGAGCAGGAAUCUUGUAUAACAUUGGGCUCCAGGUUCUGUCCUGGAGGGCCGGUGUCAUGGAGAGUUUAGCUCCAACCCCAAUCAAACACACCUAAAGCGGCCAAUGAAGACAUUACUAGACAAAGCAGAAACUUACAUGCAGGUGUGUUGAGGGAGAUUGGAACUAAACUCUUCAGGACACUGGCCCUCCAGGAACAACUUUUGGGACCCCAUGUUCAACAUGUGAUAGCAUACUGAUAGCAUACUCAACUAUAUACUCAAAAAGAUAUUUUCAGAAUACCCAGGACAGGACUGUUUUACAAAACAAUAUAAUGAAAUCUCUGCAACAAUAACCAGCACCACAUUUACCCCAGGCAUACUUACUGGGAAGCAUUUCUCCGAAUAGUUCCGUAUUUUUUCAUCCUCAUGCCUUAUAUGGCUUUCUUUCUUUUUGCUGAACACAAACAGUGUUUUUGCCUCUAGACUGCCAUUAGUAAUUCUCCAAAAAGCAAUAGGAUGCAAAUUAGCAGCUCAUAUCCUGGCCCAGAUGUGAUUCUGGCAGCUGUUGUUGUGGAUAUUUGAUGACUAUCCACAUUUGGCAGAGCUGGCUUGGCAAUGAACAGAGAGGCGUUAACAAAUAAACCAACAGAGUGAAUGUUUUGAUGGUCUGAUAUAACUGCUGUUAAACUCUAGCAUAUGGUAGAAACAGAAGCUUUGUGGUGAGGGUUGAAAAGUCCAAAGAGACCGUUAUUGUGGUGUUUUCAUUGUUGUUUUUACAAUUGUCUGAAAGUCUCUAACCGUCAAAGAAAACUAUAAGUGUCUGGUGUGGUAAAAAUCUCUCCUCAGAUUUCCUUCUCCUCAUCAGCUGACUGACUUUGUGUAGACCUUCAGUGGGAAAAAUCAGUAAGGAUUAGUUCACCCAAAAAUGAAAAUUGUUCAUCAUUAUUAUUCUGUGAAUAUUUUGUCACACUUAGCCAAACCUUCAAACUGACAGAAGGUCUGGAUUCUGUCACAGCUCUCAUAGGGUAAAGAUAAAAAUGACAACACAAUCUCACUGCAAACACAUAACUAUUUUACGAUGUGGCUAAUUUUGGCUAAUUCGUUUGAUUUCAUCAAACUAUCGAUUUGUAUGAGGAACAGAAGCGAAAGCGAUCACCAUCUGCUGUACUUCAUCUGUCUCGUAACAGACAGCGCCAUUACGUCAGCUUUGAAUGUGAAAUGCUGUUGUCUCUCGUUACCGAUUACGUCAUUCUAAUGGCGCUUUUCCACUGGAUAGUACAGCACGGUACGGGGCGGCACAGCUCUCUUUUGGGGGGUUUCCACUGGGUGCAGUACUUAGUACCCCACCUUUUUUAGUACCACCUCGGUUGAAAUUCCAAGCGUAAUGUACCACUACCAAAAUGUGACGUGUUUACACACAGAUCACUGAUUGCCAGAAGAAUCUUUACCAGCUUCAUUGGAUUUGAAACACAUGAAUACGUAUUUUAAUAUUUAAUAUUGGCAUUUCGUUAUAUGCUUUGUGGAAGUAAUAUAGAGAUUGAAAACCUUAACUCAAUGCUAAAUGUUACAUUAGCUUACCCUGUUGUGCCACCAAAUUAUCGUUGUCUCUUCUUUGCUGAAAUAUUUCCCAAAGUCUGUGGUAUUUUAGCAGUAUUUUGUUUUCCUGCCAUCGGCCAUCGAUAUACUCCAUUACUUCUGUGCUGUGCGUGUGUUUGUUGCGUUUACACAGCUGUGGAAAAGCAAAUUGAGCUGAAGUGAAGUGUGCUGUACCGAGCCGAGUCAUACUAAACUUGACGGUACCAUGCAGUGGAAAAGCUCCAUAAUGUUUCGGUUUGUAUGCAGACGUGUUGAAUGUACAUUCCUGGAGUUCCUUGUAUAAAGUUAUCGUUUGGCUUGAGUUCAGAAAGAUUGCAACGCGACUUGUUUGUAAUAGGUUUAUACUGUUUUGUUCAUUUUAUGGA
Molecule: messenger RNA, 11146 nt
Organism: Triplophysa dalaica
Lineage: Eukaryota; Metazoa; Chordata; Actinopteri; Cypriniformes; Nemacheilidae
Product: WD repeat-containing protein 49
Exons: 14
Coding region: 7141-9225 (694 amino acids)
Molecular function (GO): protein binding; calcium ion binding
Source: RefSeq, a predicted model, not a curated record